AUGGGCAUCUAUUGGCCAGCCCCAGUAUUGUCAGCUUUGCCUAUAAACUCUGCAUCGCCAAUGAAAAUUUGCCCGCUUUUUGGCCGUAUCGAGAUUAUUGUGAACAAGCAUCGCGGCAAUGUGACAGCCAUCGGUAGGAUGCUAACUUUUGGCUGUUCUCCGACGAAUUUGACCGAUCCUCUUAACAAUACCUUGUCUGCUUUUUAUAAAAAAGAUAACGUUCUCGAAAAAAUGUCCAUCCAAAAACGGGCAUUUGUUGUGGAGUUAUCAUUUCCAGCCAUCGAGGUCAAUAUAAGAGUUGGUAGAGUUGGUAGAGUUGGUAGAGUUGGUAGAGUUGGUAGAGUUGGUAGAGUUGGUA
This is a messenger RNA of Mitosporidium daphniae, 358 nucleotides long. RefSeq lists its product as uncharacterized. The annotation marks the transcript as partial. NCBI's taxonomy places the organism in Eukaryota, Fungi, Microsporidia. The transcript has a single exon. The record is from RefSeq and is a predicted model, not a curated record.